Messenger RNA from Saccostrea cuccullata (small rock oyster), 2802 nucleotides. RefSeq lists its product as uncharacterized. Gene Ontology annotation, biological process: protein desumoylation; proteolysis. Lineage: Eukaryota; Metazoa; Mollusca; Bivalvia; Ostreida; Ostreidae. The record is from RefSeq and is a predicted model, not a curated record. Gene Ontology annotation, molecular function: deSUMOylase activity. Gene Ontology annotation, cellular component: nucleus. Bases 171 to 1781 code for a protein of 536 amino acids. The transcript has 18 exons.
UUUUAGCACCAGCCUAAGCACCAUCCCCAUAGGGCAUGCGCGAAGUAAAGGCCCAAGUGGGUCAUGCGACAUGCGUGCUUCCUUCUUUCACUUUUGAAAUGUACCAUUCAAACGAAAGGGUUGUAGAUUAAAGACUAAGUCAGUGUGUUGUACGUGGUGUUAGGAAAAGAAUGGCCAAUGCAAGUUUAACCAAAGUAAAUGACCAGUACUGGGCUUCAGUUCAGAACAAGGUUAAGGAUUGGAUUCAGAAAACCGAUGCAGCAGUAUUAGUUUUAUAUAUUCCACAGCCAACAAAGCGUAAUCCUAUCCCCACUUUAAAGUUUGAAGGGUCAAGGAAGCUGAAAGGGGUGAUUGAAUCUGAGGAAGUGAAGAGUGCCAUCAGCUUGGCAUGUACUGGUCCUCCCCCUCCAGUGAAAUCAAUUAAAGAUGAGAUGGCGAACAUCGUCAUUCAACCAUGGACAAUGCAGGUGAAGAGGUGCAUUAUCUCGAACUUGGUUAGGCAGUAUAUGGAAUUGAAGUAUGAUAGGAAGAGGGAUAUUUGGGGGUAUCCAUCCCUUAAACCAGAGUGGUGGCCAGAGGAAAUGGAGUACAUUUCCCCAAAUGAAAGACGGACUGUUGACAAACCAUUGAGUAAUAUUAAGAUGGAUCAGAUUCUUGAUUCAUACGUAGAGUGGAAGAAUUCAAAUGGUAGCAGUAGUAAGGAUUUUAAAGAAGGAAGUGGAGAGGUAUUGGAGGAGGUAAGUGGCAGUGAGGAAGUCAUUCCAGGUGCUUCAAAUGAAACACCUGGUAUGAAUUCUUCUCUGCCUACCUCUCCAACAUUGAGUGUUGGAGAGGGUUUCUUUUCAGGUGAUCCAGAAAGUAUGGAUGAGGAAAGAACUGAGUCUGAAAUGGAGAUGACACACGAGCCACCACAGUUAGAUGAAAAUGGAAUGGAAAGAACAGGAAAAAAAGAAAUGCUAAUAUCAGAGGAGGUAAGUGGCAGUGAGGAAGUCAUUCCAGGUGCUUCAAAUGAAACACCUGGUAUGAAUUCUUCUCUGCCUGCCUCUCCAACAUUGAGUGUUGGAGAGGGUUUCUUUUCAGGUGAUCCAGGGAGCAAGGAAAAUAAAGUAUAUCAGAUGGAGAUGGAUGAGGAAAAGACGGAUGUGUCAGAGAGGACAGACCUGGAGGAAACAGACGGUGACACAAAUGAAAAUGGCAGCACAGAAAACAUCGAUAUGCAAAGUCUGUUGAAAGUUGGCUGGGAUGAUGUUGCUUUAACUAAAUAUAUCCACAAGAUUUGGUCCCAAAAGAGAAAUGAUAGUGUUGAGCCAUUUCUGCUGUCAAAAACAUGUGGUGUGAGCAUUAACAACAAGUCACUCAUUAGUGUAAAAAGUUUGAUAACAGAUGAAAUAAUUGAUGCUUAUCUUGGGAUUAUUUGUGGUCUAAGCAACAAGUUCUUUUAUGUGCCGUGCAGUGUUAUAUCCAUGAUUUUUAAUCCUCGGCAUCAAAGCGAAGUUUCAGAUGUCCUUAAUGAGAACAAAGGAAAGGUGUUGCUGGCCAUUGUUAAUAGGAGAGAAAUUCACUGGAUUUUGCUGGUUAUUGAUCAACAGAACAAAUCUCUGGCAAUUAUCGAUCCAUUGGGGGAGACCAAAACAACAUGCCAGUUGAUUUUUAACUUGUGGAUGAAUUAUUUGAAACAAAGAGGACAUGAUGCUGUUGGGUGGAAAAUUGAUACAAUUCACCACUCGAAGCAACAGGACAGUGUUUCCUGCGGCGUUUAUUGUAUGAAAUUUGCAGAGUGAGUUGUACUAAAUAUAUCAUUACAUCUCGCAAGUCAGGAGGACACUGUCCAAGAAAUGAGGUGCAACAUUAUGAAGACCAUCAUAAAUAAUCAAGAUGAGGACACUAGGAAUUUCUGCAGACGUUGUUUCCGCCAUGAACCUCCAAACAGCAAAGUGAAAAGAAUCAAGUGGGUUCAAUGUGAUGGAUGUGCCAUUUCUUGGUAUCACACUGUGUGUAUGAAUUUGAAAAGAGUCAGAGAAUCAACUUUCGUUUUGUGUGAUGUUUGCAAAUUGUCUGAGUAGGUGUUGAAAUUGUCACUGAAAGAUGAGUGCAUUGAAUUUGUUUAACAUUAACGUAUUUUGCAGUAAUUAGCCACUUCACCUUUACAUUCCCUAUUUUUAUCUUUAUUUACAUGUAUAUUCUCUUGUGUGAGUGUAAAGUCGGAUGCGGUAAUUGGCCGCUCCACAAGUAGAUUACUUUUUUAUCCUUUUAUUUUGUGUUAGCUUAAAGUGAGAUGCGGUAAUUAGCUGCUUCACAAUUAUAUUCCCUUUUUUUUUCUUUAUUUACAUGUAUAUUCUCUUGUGCGAGUGUUAAGUCGGAUGUGGUAAUUGGCCGCUCCACAAGUAGAUUACUUUUUUCCUCUUUUUAUUUUGUGUGAGCUUUAAGUGAGAUGCGGUAAUUAGCCACUUCACCUUUACAUUCCCUUUUUUUAUCUUUAUUUACAUGUAUAUUCUCUUGUGUGAGUAUUAAGUUGUAUGUUUCAAAUGUACAUAACUUGUUUCUCAAUUUAUACUUUCAUGUGUGGCCUUUAUAUUUUAUAUCUUGUUUUAGUGUUUAGUAAGAUGGCAUUUGUAUUCUACCUUUAAACUGUCAAUAAUUUUCUCAGAAAAUUCUUAUGUGAAUGUAAUGUUAGAUAGUGUUACUUUUUGUCCUUUAUAUAUAUAUAGAUGCUUUGUUAAAUAUUGCGAUAUCUCUUUGAAUUGAUUAUGUUUUUGAAUUGUUAAAAUAUAUUAAUAAAAAAUUAUUUAGAUAGUUGCAAAA